Cuscuta epithymum is the source of this 563-nucleotide messenger RNA. The record is from the annotation of a GenBank genome assembly. NCBI's taxonomy places the organism in Eukaryota, Viridiplantae, Streptophyta, Magnoliopsida, Solanales, Convolvulaceae.
CAUCAUAUGGGGCAAAGGAAUUAUGAAGACAGCAGAGCUAUAUGGAUUGAUGAAGGGUUCUAUCCUAUUGCUAGCACAGAUUCUUCAUCGGUUGGGUCUAGUGCUACACAGUUUAAUAGAGGUGAUGAUUGGUAUUGUGCCAUGCAUGGCCGUGAUAAAGAAGGAAACCGAGUUAUUCCAGAUAAGCGUACACAGGAAGUAGCUGAGAAAUAUGUUGAGUAUAAGAACAAACAGAAAGUGGGUGAAUUUGUUCCUCAACGCAAUAAAGAUGCUUUGUAUUACGCUCGUGGAGAGAAGGCGGAUCACUCUGGCCGUGUUGUUGGAUGCGGUGGCGUUAAUGUUGGAUAUUCAAAAGCUUUUGGUAAAAGAAUGAGCGGAUCACAGUGUUCAUCACAAAACAUUGAGUCCUUAAAGGCCUCAAUAAGUGAAGAACUUAGGGGAGAGAUGAAUGACACAAUGAAACAGAACAUGAUUACCAUCCUGAACGAAAUGGGUAUUACAGGUUUUGCUGGUUUAUCUGGUGGUGCCUCUGUUCCGACGCCCACAACAUCAACAAAUCAUGC